This is a messenger RNA of Paramecium tetraurelia, 2460 nucleotides long. RefSeq lists its product as uncharacterized. The record is from RefSeq and is a predicted model, not a curated record. Lineage: Eukaryota; Ciliophora; Oligohymenophorea; Peniculida; Parameciidae. The transcript has 6 exons.
AUGUUUCUCGCUCCUCAAUAUUAAAGAAGUCUGUUUGAUUUAAUGAAUAUAAAUGGGUUUCAUAAUAUUAUUGCAUUUUAUUCAGAAUUUAGUCACUUCAUAAAUACCUAAUAUCAUUUAUUGAAAGAUCAUAUCAAGUUAUAGAUAUUUGAGAUUAUGAAGUUUUUCUUGGAAAAUCCACUUGAUUAAUUGGAAGAAUGCUUCAAAAGCUUCCUAAGAACCUGCAUCAUCUAUCCUCACAACUCCAACUACACUUUUCUAUUGGAAUUCCUGAACUUUCUAUUUGAUCAACACAAACAAAUAAUAGCCAAACCAAACUUGGCCGCACUAUUAUUUUACAAAUAUCUAUUGAUUUUGAAUAUCGACGACUAUUACAAGAUACAACAAUUCCCACAUAAGAAAAUCAAUGAUCUAAUGAUUGAAAUAUGGUAACUCUACUAAUAGACGAUUUUAUCAUUUGGCAGAGAGUUGUUGAUCAAUCUCUAAACUCCCUUUCAAUAUUCAGAGUUCAACAUCUCCAUGAUAAAUUUAAAUGUAAUCAAAUAAAAUCUACCUAUAUCCCAUUUGAUCGCCAAUCAGACUACCACAACUGCAGCAUACAAGGCAAAUUACUAAUUGGCCUUGCCUUAUGAAGUGGAACAAAGAAUCGGCUUUGCAAUAUUUUCAUAGAUGCCCCUAGAGAGUAUGUCCACCUUUUUGACAAUGAUAUUCGAGAAAUACGGAUAUCAUAUCAAUUUCAUAGGAGCAAUAGUCAGAAACAUUAUUUGUGGCUACCAAUUCGAUGAAACGGAAAUAAUCCAAAACAAAAUCGCUGAUACCUUGCUAUUAAUAUACGAGAUCGCCGAUCUGUAAGGUGAGAAAUGGCCAGUCUUCUUGAAGUUCAUCUAUUCAGACAUAUUCUUUAUGACUAAAGAUUUUAAGGACGAUCACAACAUCUAGGCAGGCUUGUAUUUCUUAAGAAAACUGUACCAUAAAUAAUUAUAUAAUGAAUUGCAAGGGGCUUUGUGGUUUAUCUUUUAAACUUUCGAAGUUAACGAACAAUUGAAAAAGAAGGUCUAACCACAAUUGCUAUCAUUGAGUUCUCAUAACAUCUUUUAAAAGCUAUUGGAAGAUCAAAAUAUAAGAGAAGCAAUCAAGUGCAAAAUACACGAGUACUUCCUGAAGUUGAUCUGUAACCAAUAUCAAGGUCCUGGAGGAUUGAGUUAUGAUUAGCCCCAUACGGCAUUAUACACAGUUGACGAUUUGGAUACUCCUCAAGUAUAGUAUCUCAAUGGCAAUACAACAAACAUUGAUGACUCAAUCUUAGAUGAAUUCUAAGGGAAUUCUAUAUCAAACUAAUAAAAUGAUAUUAUGUUGGAAGAGGCCGAUGUUGCAAAUACGAUCUAAAUAGAUAUCACUUUGUAAAAGAUACUAGAAAAGGAGAAGCUCGAUGCAAUAUUUUAGAAUCCUCAGUUAGAACAAAAUCUAAUUCGAUUAUACAACUUCUUCAACAAGUCCAUUUAACCAGAUGUGAAACAUGUGUUUCUUUAAGAAUUGACCAAAAUUAUUAUCAGACUGUAUGAAGACUAAUUCUACGAUCUUGAUUAUGAAUACCCUUUUAAUUGUUUAUCCACAUUACUGUAGAUAAAUUUUAAUUAGGACAGUUUAUUGUAUGACUUAAUAAAAAGCUUGGUGUCUUCUGAGUAAUUUAGCAUUCAUUACUUGUUUUUGGUAUACUUUGAACGCAAGACAAAAUCAGUGCAUCUAGAGAAAUUGCUUAUGUAAUCGCCAGAUCAAAUAAUAAAAUCAUUUAAAAUUAUUCAAAGUUUGAUUUCAGCUCAAAGAAGUUAAGUGAUUUUUGAAGAAGUUUUAUCAAAUAACCAAUUGAACACAAGCAUAGAUUUUGUUUUCAAUCUUUUAAUGAUUACCAAUAUCUAAACCAUUUAAAAAGCAUCAAAUAGAAUUUAAAUUUUGUUCUGUUCUAAUUACAGUUCGAUUUUGUACUUCUUAAAGAAAAUUCCUCAGAUUGAAACUCUUUAGCUCUUUGGCUUUGUGGUGGAGUUAGUUUAGAAGAUAAUUAAGCUUAAUGAAAAUCAAAAGGACAUGAAUAUUCUGAUCGAUCAAAUAUUUGUUAAUAUAGAAAAUCCAAGUAAAGCAUUUUGGAUGGUGUUCACAUAGGUGUUUUAAUUAUUGUUACAAUACAAGAGAAUAUCUGAAGAGAAUUUAAUACAAUUUUUUGUGAAUUGCUUUGUAAAUUCAAAUAAAUAUUGCGAAGGCAUUGCAGAAAUAUUUUUAAUGACUCCAAAUACAUUGAAAACAUUUAUUUUCAAGGCGUUGACUAAACAUUUGGAUAAGACAAAAAACUAUGAAUCGGUGGAAUUCAUAUUAAAACAUUUGAUAAAGGAUUAAAAGAAUGUCAGUUUUAAAAACUCUCUUCAAAAUAAUUUAGAUAAUUAUAUGAAACAAUAAGAAAAAAAAUGA